Molecule: messenger RNA, 497 nt
Organism: Sphaeroforma arctica JP610
Lineage: Eukaryota; Ichthyosporea; Ichthyophonida
Exons: 1
Coding region: 1-306 (101 amino acids)
Biological process (GO): regulation of transcription by RNA polymerase II
Cellular component (GO): nucleus
Molecular function (GO): RNA polymerase II cis-regulatory region sequence-specific DNA binding; DNA-binding transcription factor activity, RNA polymerase II-specific
Source: RefSeq, a predicted model, not a curated record
AUGCGUGUGCACACGGGCGAACGUCCCUAUGCGUGUGGCUAUCCUGGGUGCGGCAAGGAGUUCACACAAAGUGGUAGUUUGAAAGAACACAAACGCCUGCACACAGGCGAACGUCCCUAUGCGUGUGACUAUCCUGGAUGUGGUAUGGAGUUUCCUCGGAAAUAUUAUUUGGAUAGCCACAAACGCGUGCACACGGGCGAACGUCCCUAUGCGUGUGACUAUCCUGGGUGUGGCAAGGAGUUCACACAAAGUGGUUAUUUGGAUAGACACAAACGCGCACACGGGCGAACGUCCCUAUGCGUGUGAUUGUCCUGGGUGUGGCAAGGAGUACACCACAAAUGGUAGUUUGGAAAGACACAAACGCAUUCACGUUGGCAAACACGGUGUACUCAACUGAUUACACAUAAAGCGCUGCACAGGUGGGGCUAUGCAAUAAAUAUACGCUACUUUGUUUGUCGCCAUGACAACGUUGAUUCACAAGGUAUUUAUAUAUACGC